AUGGUUGUUACCUUUCCUAUAGAGACGCCAGCCCAAAGACAGGUCCUAGGCGUGGCUAUCACGUUCUCUAUCCUGACUGUGGUAGCAGUGUGUCUGCGACUGCUAGCUCAUCAUCUUGCGCAAAAGCAAUGGAUAACGAGCGAUUAUUUCAUAAUUGCUGCCGGUAUCUUCGCCGUCAGCCUUCAGUCCAUCAGCAUCACCGGCGUGAUACAAGCGGGCAUUGGUUAUGAUCAUGUCACUACAAUCGCAGGCAUAUAUGGAAUUGAGCCCAUCACCAAACUCCUCAAACUGAUCAUCUCGUUGCAAUUCCUCUGGGUUCUGAGUCUCAGUUGUACCAAAAUCUCGAUCUUGUUCUCAUAUCUUCGCAUCUUUCCCGUCAUGUGGGUCGUGCGGAUCUCCUGGACAACAAUAGGAGCGAUCAUAUCCUGGACCGUUGGGACAAUACUGGCUGGGUGUCUGAUCUGUCGACCCAUUGCUUAUAACUGGGACCAGACUAUUCCUGGAGGAUUGUCUAGAAACCAAGUUACCUCAUUCACGAUGACAGGGGUAAUAAAUCUUAUUACCGACAUCGUUGUGCUGGUGACACCUAUGCCGCUGCUGUAUAACCUGCAGAUGGCAAGGUAUAAGAAAGUGACAUUGAUCACUAUCUUCGGUCUGGGAGCAGUCACGUGCAUCAUCAGCAUUCUUCGUAUCUCCGUACUCACUACCGUGGACUUCGCGGAUAUCACCUACUCAAUUCCCCGUGCCAACAUCUUCAGCGGCCUUGAGCCCUGUCUAGCUGUCAUUCUUGCUUCGAUCCUAUGA
Molecule: messenger RNA, 804 nt
Organism: Penicillium vulpinum
Lineage: Eukaryota; Fungi; Ascomycota; Eurotiomycetes; Eurotiales; Aspergillaceae
Product: putative integral membrane protein
Exons: 3
Coding region: 1-804 (267 amino acids)
Source: RefSeq, a predicted model, not a curated record